This is a messenger RNA of Sordaria macrospora k-hell, 1539 nucleotides long. RefSeq lists its product as uncharacterized. Lineage: Eukaryota; Fungi; Ascomycota; Sordariomycetes; Sordariales; Sordariaceae. Gene Ontology annotation, cellular component: nucleus; DNA ligase IV complex. Gene Ontology annotation, biological process: double-strand break repair via nonhomologous end joining. The record is from RefSeq and is a predicted model, not a curated record. Gene Ontology annotation, molecular function: DNA end binding.
AUGUCGAACUCUCCGCCAUGGAGGCCACUUCCAGUCGCCGUUCCGGGCAUACCCAACCUUUUGGUUGCCACCGACUUCACAGCCCAAUCGUACAAGGUACACCUCACCGAUCUUGCCAACAUCUGGGUUGAGAACAUGGAGAGAAGGCCCAUUAUGGGAAGAGCAUCCGCUGAGGACACCAGUAUUGACCCAACAGACGGCAAUGAGAACUUGCAAAGAUUAUUGGAUUGGAUCAGAGCUGCCUUCGACGUUGACGAUCCAGAGCAUUCCAACACAUCUCUGACUCUCAGCAAACGCAAAGACGACUCCAUUGAGGCUCACAUCAUUUGCAUCCUCCCCGAGCCUUUUAAGCCGUUGAAGUGGCCACUGUACUUGAAAAAGUGUCCUGCCUCCACGCUUGCGACGGAACUUGUGUUGCCACUGAUCCAAUCGCACGAAGCUCGAGCCCAAGAGAUCGAUCAUCUCAUUGCUACCAUUCGCGACAAGGACGCCGUCAUUAACAGACUUGUAGACAAGCUGGAGUCCAACGGUAUGGGGCUCGAGCACACCUUCAACAAGCUGUCAAGCAAACGCAAAGUCAAGAGGAAGGAAGCAGAAGGCAAGAUCAAGGGUCUCGCGCCCUUUGUCGAAGUAGACUUCAGAAAAGAUGGAGUACAAGAAGCCCCUAGAUCAGCAGACAUUCCUGCGCUCCUUGAUACCGUCUUCCGCGAUACUGGCCUCAAGCAGAACCCCGAAAUGGAGUUUGAAGCAUCAGCCAUGUUAGACACCUGGUGGACUGAGCUCGGCAGAGGAAGGAAGGUUGUCCUCGCCGAACGGUCAAAGAGAGAAACACAUACGCCUCCACCGCCACAGUCACCUGCGAAAGGAGACGAUGACGAUGGCUUCCAAGUGCAAGCCACGCCGCCUGGGCUCAGAUCAGCGAACAAGAGACGUGAUACUACCACGCGUCAGGCAGUCAUUGACAAUGACGACACCACAUCGGACGGCGAGGACGAAGAUGUGCAGAUGACCCAGAGCCCACCCCCACAUUCUACCAUGGCCUCGGCCAAGAGCACUCCAGCUCGUCGACUGGGCAUUCUUGGCGGCCGGAAGCGACCGCCUAGUCGCUCACCGUCGCCAGCAAUACCCGAGGAACACAAUGGAGUGGCCUCAGAAACAGCUUCGGAAGCAGAGGAAGACGCGCCCACUCCAUCCCCCUCAUCCAAGCCUGCGCCCAAAAAGGGGGGGCUUGGUCGUAUAGGGGGUAUAGGUGGUCAAGCGAAGCAGAAAGAGUCUGAGCUUGACCCUGAACCUGGACCAUCGCCAUCCCCGCCCCCUGCUUCUCAACCGAGAAGACACAAGUUGGGAAUGAUUGGGAAAGCGCCGUCUCCAAAGCCAGAUAACAGGGUUGCCAGUCGCGGUAGAAGCAAUAGCCCCAGCGCGGCACCCAGACCACGGGAAACUUCCGAGGAGCGAGCAGAUCGGAAGCGAGCCGAGCUGCAGAAGGAGCUGGAGAGGAAAGCUGCCGCGGUGCCGGCCAAGAAGAAGCGCAGGUUCUGA